Linum tenue is the source of this 3893-nucleotide messenger RNA. The record is from the annotation of a GenBank genome assembly. Lineage: Eukaryota; Viridiplantae; Streptophyta; Magnoliopsida; Malpighiales; Linaceae.
AUGUCGGGCGGGUUUUUCCGGGUAAUUGCUUCUCUAGGAAUCAUUAUAUCGAUAUCUGCUGCCCUUGCGCUGAUCAAUUCUGCGGAUCUCGGUUCUGAACCCGAUUGUUUGCGCUUCUUCUCCUUUUUUGUUUUGAAGGGUACGUCCGCCGAGCAAGACACUCGGUUUUCUAACAAGCAAGCGAAGCUGAUGAAGUCGCAGAAGUUUGCUCCUGAAUUGGAACACCUGGUGGAUAUGACUAAAGUGAAAAUGGAUGUUAUGAAACCAUGGAUUGCUAAUAGGGUGACUGAGCUUCUUGGUUUUGAGGACGAAGUUCUUAUCAACUUCAUUUACGGCCUUCUCGACACUAAGGCAGUUAAUGGGAAAGCGGUCCAGAUACAACUUACUGGCUUCAUGGAAAAGAACACUGGAAAGUUUAUGAAGGAGCUCUGGUCCCUUCUUAUCAGUGCCCAGAAGAAUGCCAGUGGCGUUCCUCAACAGCUUUUGGAUGCCAAAGAAGAAGAAACUAGGCAGAAGCAGGCAGAAAGAGAUCGGAUAACUGCUGAGAUACAGAAAAAGAAAGAGAAGGAGAAUAUAGAUUCCGAGUUGAUGCGCCAGAGGAAGAUGGACGGUGGUGCUGAGACAAAGGCCAAUAAUACCUCUGUGGAUCCUAGAUCAAAACAGAUACAAUUAAAGGGUUCAAGUGGUGCUUUUGAUAAUGAGAAAGAAGCUGAAAUAAGAAACGGGUCGAGGGGACGGAGCAGGGUCUCUAAGUCUCCCCAUCGAGGUGAUCUUUCACCUUCCUCUCCUAGUGGAAGGAUAAAGCCCAGAAGCUUUUCAAGAUCACCUUAUGCACGACAUCGCUCGGUUUCUUCUGAACGGCGUAGAAAACGGUCAGUUACUCCUGGUCGGGAGCAUUCACCACGUGCGUCUAAUUCACCUCUGAGGAGGCGGUCAUCCUUUGUUAGACAAAGAUCCAGAUCACCUUCAAUUAGCAGGUCCCCGUCCCCAGUAAGGCGUAGGUUGCGAUCUCCUUACCGCCGCAGAUCACCUUCACCCAUUCGACGCCGUAGAUCACCUUCACCGGUUCGGAGGCCCAGGUCACCAUCCCCACCUCGCAGGAGGCGUAGAUCACGCUCACCCAUGCGACGCCGGAGAUCUCCCUCACCUAUUCGACAACGUAGGUCACCUGCUAGAAGCCGCAGGACCCCUUCUCCUACUAGAAGGCGCAGAUCCCCAUCGCCACAGAGCCGUCAAUCGCCGUCACCUUUGCAUAAUCGAUCUCCUUCACCACUAAAGCGGAGAUCACCUUCCCCACCACGCCGUAGAUAUGAAAGGUCUCCACCUAGUUCUAAACGUGGGUCUCGAUCUCCAGCAAGACGUAGGUCUCGAUCUCCAGCAAGACGUAGGUCUCGAUCUCCAGCAAGACGUAGGUCUCGAUCUCCAGCAAGACGUAGGUCUCCUGCCCCUACCCGGCAAAGAUCACCAGUGCGUACACGUCAAAGGUCACCCUCACCGUUUGUUUCAAGAUCUCCAUCUCCUAUUCGGCAAAGAUCUACAGGUCAAUCAUCACAAGGAAAACUUAGGUGGGCUCAAUCUGGGCAGUUGAGGUCACCUCUGGGAGAUGCUAAGGAACGGAAGGAUUGGAGAAAGAGAUCACCUGCACCGUUGUCUUCACCUGAGGCGUCUCCUGUCCAAUCGGAAUCUCCACCACCCAUAAAAAAAACUAGUAACAAUAAUGACAAAAGUAUUCCAAGGCAAAUGAUGGAGCUGCAUCCAGAGCACAACCUUAGUCCUCCGCCACAACCAAAAGAUAAAAGAUCUCGAUAUGAAAGCUCCGACGAUAGCAAAGAGGGUGAAGGAAAUAACCGUUCUCGGUUGAAGGAUUCUCUCGUGGAAGUUCAAUAUAAGGGCAAACAGUCUCCUGAAAUCAAUUCAGGCCAUCAAACAAAGUCUAGAAGCCACUAUAUGACAGAACCAGGGAAGAAAGAUCAGGAAACAAGGAGUGAGAAAUCUUAUGGAAGGAAGGGGCAUGCUAAAGCUUGGGAGGGUCAGAAGUCUCCCGUGGAGAGCCUAGCAGAUGUUCAGAAGUCUGUUGGCAGCCUUUCUCAUGGGCACUUUAUGAAAGAUGAUAGACACGGCAAACCUGAUACUAUAACUUCAAUUGAAAACGUUGAGAAUAGUAAUGGUGGUAGUAGACUUGAUUCUGAUUCAGACAGAAGUGGUAAGCACGAGGGCAAGGAAAAAAGAAAGCAUAAAAGAUCACAUAGGCAUGGAAAAUCAUCAUCUGAUGAUGAAAGUGAUUCUGAAGUUGAAGAAAGGAAAGAGGUUAAGAAGAGGAGGAAAGAAGAGAAGAAAUCACGCAAGGAGGAAAAACGCCGUAGACGUGAGGAGCGGCACCGUAAAAGAGGAGAGAGACAGGCCGAGAAGCUGAAACUGAAGAAGCGAGAUGAUGAUUCUUCUGAUGAUGACCACGCAGCUAGGGGAAAAAUGUAUUCUUCGAGUGAUGAUGAAGAGGAGCAUUCCGAACAGAAAAAGCUAGAGAUUGAGUUAAGGAAGAAGGCUCUUGAAUCGCUGAAAGCAAAGAAGAGCAUUGACCACUAAGUCAUGUCAUUGCGUUUUUGCGAUCUUGGAUAAUCUCAAAUGAUCUUUUGUUUCUAAGCUGUUUUACUUUUUUCUAGGACCUUUUGUUAUGAAUGGAUGUGUUAUUUUUGAUAACCUUUUAAUGUUAGUCUGUGUUUACUGCUGGCAGCUGAAAUGGAUAAAUGAUGGAUUUCCUGAGCUAUUCUCUUGACUGCCCCCUAUAUCCAGAUCUUCCUGCUAUAUUUACUGAUGAAAUAAUUGACAACUUGAUUCGUGCUCGAGUGGAUUAUGUGCAGGGCUACACUGUGAACAUAUGAACAUCGAAUCAGGUGAAGUACCUCCUCGAGUUCACUGUGUUUGUUAUAUAAAGUAUAAACUAUCGGGGAUCUCAACCAGACAAUAAUUGGUAGUCAUUCUAUUUCUUUUGGCAGGCUUCUCUAAUUAGGUUAUACCCUAUAUAUUUGCAGAUUGAGAAUUGUAUUGGGGUCAUUUUGUUGUUAAUGAAUAUAUAUGGUGAUCUAGGUUCAAGGACUCGACUCCCCGCACCCUUAACAUUGGCAUGUGUGAUGUGUGUAGAAAAGUUUGAAUUGCCAAUUUUCCAUGGAUGUUUAUGAUGAGAUUGGUGAUAAUAAGAUAGUGCGGUUCCAUUAUAUGGACAACCUACUGAUGUUUCCUUCAUGUUCAUGUUGCAAAUUAUUUGAGGUUCUAGUUCAUAAGCGGACACAUGCAGAACUGCCUGAUCAUUGACGGAACUCGUUCGCACUGGGUUCGAUAGGAGUUUUCACUUUGAUUGCCUUUUUCUGAGUAGCGCGUACUAGGAAACAACCUAUUGAUGUUUCUUUCAUGCUCAUGUUGCAAGGUAUUUGAAGUUCAAAUUCAUAAGUGAGCACAUUCAGAACUGCCUGAUCAUUGAGAGCUCUCAUUCACACUGGGUUACAAUGAUAUGGUUGAAGCUGAGUUUUCGCUUUGAUUGUGUUUUGCUGAGUAGCUCAUACUAGGCUGUACGCUUUUUUGUUGAAGUUGGUUGGUAUAGGAAACAGCAUGGUCACGGGUAGAAGUGCAGAUAAUAUGAUUCAGUGAGGUUAAUGGAUGGGUGGAGGUCUUGUAGUUCCAAAUAGUAGUGUCCUUGUUCAACCGUUUUUUCUUUAAACAAUGGCAAGUUGCAAUUGUUCCCAAAAGCAAUCAAUAUGCACUCAGUCCGUUGCAUAGUCGUAGUGUAUGCUCCUCUUCUUAUACGGUGAUGAUGUAGAGGUUGCUCAUGAUAUAUCAUGUUCAGCAAGAACAGAGCACUCUUCUGUAAUGGAUGCGGCCGGCUUUUCAUCUCCUUAUAG